AUGGAAAUUAAUAGUCAAGAAAGAUUAACCUUCGUCGAGAACGAAGUAGUAUUAUGUUUCCACGGACCACUAAUUUAUGAGGCAAAAGAUGGAAAAAAACAAGAAAGACUAUUAAAAUUAAAUGAAGAAAGUUUACAAAAACAAAAGCAGCUCAAAGAGUUGCAUUCAACGAAAAAUAAAAAGAGGCAACCCAAAAUACCAAAAGUUGAUGGUAAGCCUUCACCGAAAGUAAAUGAGGUGCUUGUGCAAUCCGCUGAUUCUAACUCCAAAAAUCAGGAAAAAGUCGACGAUGGUGUAGAUGGUGUAGAUGGUGUAGCUGUUGUUGGUGGAGAAAUCAAAUCACUUAAAAUUAUUUUAAAUAAGCAAGAUCAAAAUCAAACAAAAAAGAGAGGUGCUGAUGCCAUGGAUUUGGAUUUGGAUGAUAGUACACAAGAAGGUGCUACAAAAGUGCUGGGGAAACAAAAAGCAGAUCAAGCUGAAGAAAAUAUUGAAAGGGUAGAGGUGAAAAGGAUAAGAAUUAAAUUAGGAGGAAGUAAUAACAAUAAAGUAGAUGUUAAGGGGAAACAAGUUGAAAAAAUCCACGACAAAGUAGAAGAGAAUCAAGAAGUUGAUACGCAGGAAAAAAAUGAAUCUGUUAAUGUUGAAUUCAAAAUUCCACAAUUUCUUCUAGAUAAACUAGUAGAAGAUUGGGAAUUUAUAACAAAAUAUAAAAGAAAUUUACUCUUGUAUAAAGAGGAGAAUAUUCAAAAUUCAGAAAUUCACAAAACACAUCCUAAUAAAGAAUGGACGGAUUUAUAUGGAGCAGAACAUUUACUAAGGUUAUUUGUUAAAUUUCCAGAAUUAUUAUCUCAAGCUCAAAUGAAUCAAAAAGAAAAAGAAAAUUUUGAAACUAAUAUUAUAGAUUUUUUAAAUUUUCUUGAAACCAAUGAAUCAAAGUAUUUUGAAAAAUUAUCUGGUCAAAAUUCCAAGUCUAUUGCAGCCAAAAAACAAAAAACAAAUAUUAAAAGGACAAGGACAACCAAAGUUCAUGAUAAUCCAUAUGGUUUCGUUUGUUCAAAUUGUAAAACUACAAAUACACCUAAUUGGCGUGCAGGUGAAACACCAGACAAAAAAUUAUGCAAUGCAAGUAUAGAAAGCACAGGCCAGAAAGUUUAUGGAAUAUCAAAAAAUAAGUUUAAUAAUAAGUAA
Entrophospora candida is the source of this 1188-nucleotide messenger RNA. Lineage: Eukaryota; Fungi; Glomeromycota; Glomeromycetes; Entrophosporales; Entrophosporaceae. The record is from the annotation of a GenBank genome assembly.